This is a messenger RNA of Pollicipes pollicipes, 1320 nucleotides long. RefSeq names its product Dicarboxylate carrier 1 (gene Dic1). Lineage: Eukaryota; Metazoa; Arthropoda; Thecostraca; Pollicipedomorpha; Pollicipedidae. The record is from RefSeq and is a predicted model, not a curated record.
GUCGCCAAGCAGCAGCUGGCGCCGGCCGGCCAGCCGCUGCCGUUCUACAUGAAGGUGCUGAUCGCGGCCAGCGGCGGAGCUUGCGGCGGCUUCAUCGGCACGCCGGCCGACAUGGUUAACGUCCGCAUGCAGAACGACAUCAAGCUGGCUCCGGAGAAGCGUCGCAACUACAAGCACGCGGUGGACGGUCUGUACCGGGUGUUGCGCGAGGAGGGCGUGCGGCGCCUGUUUUCGGGCGCUUCCUCGGCCACCAUGAGGGCCGUCCUGAUGACCGUCGGCCAGCUGAGCUUCUACGACCAGGUGAAGCAGACGCUGCUGGGCACGGGCCUGUUCCAGGACAACGUCACCACCCACUUCACCUCCAGCUUGACCGCGGGCGCUAUCGCCACCACCAUGACUCAGCCGAUGGACGUCAUCAAGACGCGCACCAUGAACGCUAAGCCCGGCGAGUUCAGGGGCAUGUGGCACAUCAUCACGCACACCGCCAAACUGGGACCGCUGGGCUUCUUCAAGGGCUACGUGCCGGCCUUCGUGCGCUUGGGGCCGCAGACCAUCCUGACGUUCAUGUUCCUGGAACAACUCCGGCAAAAUUUCGGCACGCUGCCGGCUCCCAAAUAGUGCUGCCAUCCAGGGGCGGCGAGGCGCACUCAGAGUCCGAGCUUGGCCGGUAGAUGGUGGGCAGAAUCAUGGUGCAAUAUCGGCUGAUGAUCACGUUACGCGGAACUGCAAAUCGGGCUUGGCCAGUGCUGGUGCAUAUGGUGCGUCGGCGCUUUGUCUCUGUGUGUGUGUGCAUGCACGAAGGAUUAGGAGAGGUAUUUGACUACUAGCGCUGAGGGCAUAGAUUUGAGAACUUUCACGUUUGUGGGGCUUAGCCCUUCACUGCGAAUUUGCGGUCAUUCAGCGGAUGUUCCGUGGCACGUGGUGCCGUUCUGUGGCGAUGCCUCCCGUCUCCAGCCAUUCUCCUCAGGAAUUCGAUUUUUGACCAUCAGCAUUUACCGGUUACGUGCUGCCGCUGUCCGCAAGCGUGCACUUGCCGCAGAGAGCGGCAUUUGACACACAAUACUGGCUCAUGAAUCUUGAUACUCGCGGGCCAGUGGGUUAUACAGGUUUUAGAUGCGUCUUCGAGUUUAUGUCCAAUGAGUGCUAGCUAUGACUGAUGUCUGCAUGGUGACCGGGUGUCAGACGAGGGCUGCCGAAUGCGCCGCUGUCUCGGAAUCAAAAUGUUCGACAGCCACGGAAUCGCAUGCGUCGCUUCCAGUGAUGAGGACACGCGUGUCCCGCCUAUGACGGCGCUGCAAUAAAACUCGCCUGGCAGCAGGA